AUGCCCACUUUCAACUCCAACGAGCAGAGUGACGAUGUGCGCGUCCUCGGAUACGACCCUCUGAUUCCUCCCCAGCUCCUCGCCUCCGAGGUCCCCAUCACACCACACGCCGAGAAGACAGUCGUCCGCGGUCGCAAAGAAGCCGUGCAAAUCAUCACACAAAAAGAUGACCGUCUCCUGGUCAUGGUCGGGCCCUGCUCGCUGCACGACCCUGAGCUGGCCCUCGAGUACUGCCAGCGCCUGAAAGCCCUCGCCGACAAGCUGCAAGACAACAUCUGCAUCAUCAUGCGCGCCUACCUCGAGAAGCCCCGCACAACAGUCGGCUGGAAGGGCCUGAUCAAUGACCCCGACAUCGACGAAUCUUUCCAGAUCAACAAGGGUCUGCGCAUCUCCCGCAAGCUCUUCGUCGACCUCACAUCGUCUGGCAUGCCCAUCGCGUCUGAGAUGCUCGACACUAUCUCCCCUCAGUUCCUCGCAGACUUGAUCUCUCUCGGCGCCAUCGGUGCGCGCACAACAGAGUCGCAAUUGCACCGUGAGCUUGCCUCCGGUCUCUCUUUUCCCAUCGGUUUCAAGAACGGCACCGAUGGCGGUCUUACAGUUGCUGUUGAUGCUAUUGGCAGCGCGGCCGCGAAGCACCACUUCAUGGGUGUGACGAAGCAGGGUCUGGCCGCUAUCACCAGGACAAGGGGUAACGAACACUGCUUCGUUAUCCUGCGUGGUGGAUCCAAGGGCACGAACUUCGACAAGGACAGCAUCAAGGCUGUGCGCGAGUCUUUGAGGAAGAAGAACCUCCCUGAGGUCAUGAUGGUUGACUGCUCUCACGGCAACUCCAACAAAGACCACCGCAACCAGCCCAAGGUCGCCAAGGACGUCGCCGACCAGAUCCGCAACGGCGAGACCGGCAUCGUCGGUGUCAUGAUCGAGUCCAACAUCAACGAGGGCAACCAGAAGGUGCCUCCUGAGGGCCCCAGCGGCCUGAAGAAGGGCGUGUCCAUCACCGAUGCUUGCAUUGACUGGGACACCACGGUUGGCGUGCUUGAGGACCUUGCUGCUGCUGUUGCGGAGCGCAGGGCGAAUAAGAGCAAGACCAAUGGUGUCCACUAA
Molecule: messenger RNA, 1104 nt
Organism: Macroventuria anomochaeta
Lineage: Eukaryota; Fungi; Ascomycota; Dothideomycetes; Pleosporales; Didymellaceae
Product: phospho-2-dehydro-3-deoxyheptonate aldolase-like protein
Exons: 3
Coding region: 1-1104 (367 amino acids)
Biological process (GO): aromatic amino acid biosynthetic process
Cellular component (GO): cytoplasm
Molecular function (GO): 3-deoxy-7-phosphoheptulonate synthase activity
Source: RefSeq, a predicted model, not a curated record